CGUCGAUCGGUGAACCACGUGAAUUUUGUUCAGAAUCGCUUCUGUCGUUACACGAUUCCUUGAACAUUCGAUUAAGAAUAACGUAAUAGUUAAAAACCGUAGUGAAAAGUUUCAACCUGUUCGUCUUCGUCAUCGAGUUCACUUGCAUCGGAUCCCUGUGAAAAGUAUUCCUUAUCUCUGGAAUUCGUGAAGGUUUCAUUUAAAAGACAUUCGCGCCGUAUGCAACUACUCCUCGAAGAGGUUGAAACGUCUUAUCGUCACCGACAUCCAUGACUUGACUAGAUUUCUAUUAUCUCACGCAUCGAUAGCGAGUAAAUAAUCAACGAAGCAGUUGUAAACUGAUAGAGCUUGGGUGUUUCAAGGAAAUAUCUCUAUAAAUACGUCGAAUCUCCGGCAAGCAACGCAGGAGAAACUUCUUCAUCGGAUUGCCACGAAUCUUUGUGAAGUUCAGGAAACGGAAUCGACCUUGGCUGUACAACCAGAAUCAAGGAAACCUAAAUUCACGAGAAUAAUUCCCAAAAUCAUACCCUUGGCGCGAAAACUAUAAUCUCUGGUAAAAUCGAAGAAGAAUACGUAAAAAACAGACGCUUAAUUCACAAAGAGGUUGUGGAUGAUAGAAGAUGUUGCUGAUGAUUCGAGUGGUUCAGACUUUCCAUUUCGAUUUCUCUGCGGUUAUUGACACGUGAUUCUUGAGAAUCUUCGCGGACAAAGCUACACUAAUACGACGCAAGUUGAACUCUUGAGAAGUUUGUUAACAAGAUAAUACGGAUAAAGGGACACAGGAAGCUGAGGAAUCCGCUUUGCAAACGUUUCAGGAACGUUAUAAAAAUUUUAUGACAGUUUUCGCAGAUCCUAUAAAAAGAUUUCGGGGAAACAUGUCUGGAAACACGCAGAAACUUUUCAUAUUGCUGCUCCAUAUUCUUUGCAACCUGGGGAUUUGCAUCGCCCAUGAGAACAAUGAAACAACUAUACACUUCUUCCCUUUGGAGAACAUGACGAUGAUACCAGAUGAAUACAAGAAUUUAUCAAGGGUUGGAAAGUGUUGCCCGCCGGGCGAAGUUUUUAUUAAAAAUGGAGAAGAUAAAGAAGGGUACUGCUCCGUUCCUCGAUUACAGCUCAACCAAAGCUUUUCACCUUCCUUCAGUGAUUUCAACAGAACUGGCUAUUGGAUUCCUGCUCAGAAGCAUAGCGAGUUCGUUGUAAUCUUUGGGGAACCUUGUAAACAUAAAAGGUACAUCCUAAAUCCGUGGAAUCAAAACGAUAUCCAUCAUUUAUUAAUAAAUGGAUCUGUGUUUAUACCGGAUGAAGAGCCGUUAAUGUUGAUGCCCGGAGUUAAUUACUGCAUGGAAAUUGUUGAAUCAUUUGGACUCAUGACUUUCGUAUGCUACGAAGACCUUACAACCAUCGCAUCUCCGCAAUACAGUAUUUACUCCGUGGGUCUUUUAAUAUCCGUGCCAUUCUUAGUCCUCACUGUCGUGGUCUACUCCAUCACUCCAAAGUUAAGAAACAUCUACGGAAGACUACUGUGCCGUUACUGCGGAUGCCUAGCAGUAGCGUUUACUACAUUAGCGAUAACACAACUAAGGGGUUCGCAUAUGUCGCAGAUGGCGUGUACCAGUUUAGGGUUCGUCAUCCAGUUCUCCUUCGUUGCCUGUUUCUUCUGGCUAAAUGCGAUGUGCAUCGAAAUGUGGUCACUGGUGCGUAGUCACGUGGAUCGUGAAACCUACAAGAGAAUGCAGCCCAGAACCAUAUUCCUUUAUUACUCUUUAUGGUGUUGGUGUCCCUCGGUGAUAUUUACCUUCGUUUUGAUAAUUGCGGACCUUACCCCGGCAAUACCUGACACGUAUACGAGACCUAACAUCGUCAAAAACAGUUGCUGGUUAAAAUCCGACGACGAAGUAUUGACAGUCUUCUACCUGUUGACCGGACUGCUUCUUUUCGGGAAUAUAAUUCUCUUCGUUAAAAUGUUCAUCAAACUGAAGAAACACCAACAGAAGGUUGAUGCAAGUAUCCUGUCGAGAAAUGAUGAGUCCGAUCAUCAAGAUAUGAAAUAUUUGAGACGCCUGUCGAUAAUGGCGUGCAUUAGCGCGUUCAUCUGCUUCUUGAUGACCUUCAAUUGGAUGUCGGAGCUGAUAUACUGGCUUGUGAUCAGACAUUCGUUUGCCUGGACGAGUUUCGACAUCGUGAACGCUUUUCAAGGCGUCCUUAUCUUCGGCUUGUUUGUGCUACGAACACCUCAGAGGCACUACGCUUGGUACAGGAUACAACAGAUACGCGGCAUCGAUGCUGCGAAACCAAAAACGGAAGACAUGGUGACGUAUUUGUUUCCAAAAGAAUUGAGAUCGAUUUCAACGGUUUAAGUGCGCGCGAUGAAGAGUCGUUGCUAUUACCUCAAGUUGCUUCAAAGUUCCUACGAAGAGACAUACAAUUCCAGUGUGACUUCGCCAUUAAAGCAUCGUGACGAGUUAUGAAAACUCGACAAUUUCGAUGAAUCUGCUUUAACCCGCAAAGAUGGUACAAAAUUAUUGCUCUGCAAUAUUGCAGGUAUAUUCACAAUAUUGCAGCAGUAUGUUUGCGCAACAUUAUUCUGAAAAUAUUUUAAAAAUAUUCUGACAAUAUUACAAGGCCUUCAAGUAUAUAAGUUUUAUAUAUAUAUAAACUGCUGCAAUAUACAUAUAUAUAACAACUUAAUUUUGAAAAGUUAUUCUCAGUAAUUGAUCAAUGAAGAAUAAUACUGUGAUAUUCUGCUUGCAUAUUUCGCAAUGACGUAGUUUUUAUCUGGAUUUUUUUCACAUUCUAUAAUUCAAAGAAUAUUAGCGAAUGUAAUUUGUUAGGAAUAUAACAUUUUUAUUUAUUCAAUUUUUUUAAUGAAAAAUUUUUUUAAUGAAAAAAAAUUGUUAGUGUUUGAAUAGAAAUAGAAAUAUAUACCUGUAAUAUUUUGAAAGUCUUCGGUCAUCGUAGAACGGUAGUUAACAUUUCAUAAAUAUUUAUAUUUCAUUGUACAAAAUGCGCAAUGUUGACUGUUAUUAUUUAAAAAAAAAAAAAGCGAAAUCGUAUCAUAGGAAUUCUAAUUUCCGAUCGGGGAUUAUUUGAAAUAAUUUAUUAAAGAAAAUUGUUACUGUUCAAUGCAAAUAAUUCGAACAAUUUUCUUAGCAUACUAUUCGAGCGAACGAAACCUAAAUUUCUAAUGUAUACGAAUAUAUUUAAAAUCUUACAUCGUGUUCGAUGUGUAGAUUUCACGCGAACGAUACAAGAGGUUUGCAAUCGCUGACAUUUUAUUUAUUUUGGCUGUGAUAAUGUCACACGCCAUGCCAAACGUGUAUUGUAAUUAUACUCGCAGUGAGGCACAAUUUAGAUCUCAUAGACUGAAACAAAUAUUGAAAACAUUAUUUUUCAAUAAAAGCCCAAAUUCGAUUAUGUAAAUCAACUUAGGGUACUGGUCUACCAGACUCGAAACUGCGUUUAAAAUUAAUCUAUGCUGUUUUACAAAGUCAUUAGUGUUUUCGGACAAAAAGAACAUAAUUCUUGGAAAUGCUUGUUACAUAAAAAUGUCUGCAACUCGUUUUACAAUUGGAUGUGCAAGUCGUGAUGUCUGUAUACCUAUUGCAUAAUAGUGAGAAACAGGAUAGGAUGUGUUGUGACCUUACAUCGAACAUUUACGUUCUACGAAUCCUGCAAGUAAUAUUAAAGCAUUUUUCACGACUUCUAUGUACAAAAUUAUCUUCUCGAGUACAUGAGAUAUCAUUAGUUCAAAAAUCACGUAGUAUUACUUCCUUCAUUUUUCAUUCAUAAUUUACAUAAAGUCGCAUGUACAAGUCAUGUAUAUGUAUAUAAUAACUUACCGAAAGUCGUACAUCCAAUAAAAUACAUAACAUAGCAUACUACAAUAUUUUGGCUAAAAACCAGAAUGUUAUCUUGUAUAUAAACAUUUUCGUAUUUUACUCAAUAAAAUGUUCGAAUAACUUUAUAUUAGUUUUAAAGCCAUAUUGUUUGUACGCUAAUAUUGUAUAGCGGCCAUAUGUUAUAGUAAUUUUGUAUUAUUUAUUUAUAUUAUUUAUAAAUUAUUACUCACAAUUACAGACAAGAUA
Molecule: messenger RNA, 4088 nt
Organism: Hylaeus volcanicus
Lineage: Eukaryota; Metazoa; Arthropoda; Insecta; Hymenoptera; Colletidae
Product: G-protein coupled receptor Mth2-like
Exons: 7
Coding region: 834-2360 (508 amino acids)
Biological process (GO): G protein-coupled receptor signaling pathway; cell surface receptor signaling pathway
Cellular component (GO): membrane
Molecular function (GO): G protein-coupled receptor activity
Source: RefSeq, a predicted model, not a curated record